AUGUUGCAAUCCACUGUCAUUCUCGCUUUCGCCAGCAUCGCCGCCGCAGCGGCAGCUACAUGGAAAGACGUGAAAUGCUUGAGCGACGCCGAAGCUUCACAGAUCGCUUCACGCUAUAUUGCCUUGUAUGACACUGGUGCUGUCUCCCAGCUUUCCGAUCUCACCAGCAUCGUGACCCAGAACUUCACCAGUUACGACGGGACUGGGACUGGCCCUUACGACAACGGUCCGUCUACCGUGGGCGCUCAAGCCUUCUACGAGUCCUUGACUGCGAGCACCGGACCAAGCAGUUUCACGGAUUCCGUGCAGUCUCCAGUGUUCGUUAUCCACACGUGUGAUACUGUGGUGUACCGUUGGCAGUUUACUGCUGUGUCGACCGGGUAUAAUGCUACGGUUCCGGCGGGCACCAAGCUUGCAUUCGAGGGCACGGAUAUCGUACAGGUAGAUUUGUCGAGCAAGCUGAUCUACAAUGCAACGUCGUCUGGCGAUUGGAUUAAUCUGGCGAGGGAGCUCGGGCAGAUUGGGAAUUAUUUUCCUUGA
This is a messenger RNA of Cyphellophora attinorum, 540 nucleotides long. RefSeq lists its product as uncharacterized. The record is from RefSeq and is a predicted model, not a curated record. Bases 1 to 540 code for a protein of 179 amino acids. Lineage: Eukaryota; Fungi; Ascomycota; Eurotiomycetes; Chaetothyriales; Cyphellophoraceae. The transcript has 2 exons.